UUUCGUUCGCUCGUUUUUUCCCUCCUCUUUGAUGAUGUUGCUUAGUUUAGUUUGCGCGAAUGAGGAGAUUCCCUGUCCUUAGUUAAUCGUUGCGGACUCUGAAACCCACUGGAGUUACUCUGAAGUGCCAUGGGAGUCUGCUGGUGGAUUUAAUCAGACUGCCACAGUGUUUUAUCGUUACUGAAAAGUGUGGGAGCCCUCUGCCACAGUCAUGCUGGAGUCUCAUCUCUCUCAGCUCUCCUCUUUAAAAGAUGACUUUAAAAUAGACGAUUAUGUGCCGCCGCACUACCGGGAGUCCUACAGGCUGGCCAUCGAUGCCCUCGUCAGCGGCGGACAGGACGCCUACCUGGACGUCGUCAAGGCCGAGAAGGUCGGGGCCUUCCUCUCAGAGGCCGAGCUCCUCUUCAUCGCCCACAGCACGGAGCGAACCACCGAGGACCACCACUCGGGGGAGGUCGACGGCACGCCGGACAGCCAGUCCUCGUCGGGCACGUACUGGCCCACGCACUCGGACGUCCCGGCCCCCAACCUGGAGCUAGGCUGGCCCAACUAUGCCCACGAUAGGAUCCAGACCAACGUGGAGCUCCUGUUCCACCCACCCAGACAAAGCAGCCCCACCAUAAAGGAGGUGAUUCGGAAACACAUCCAGGAAGCACAGGAGGUCAUUGCCAUUGCUAUGGAUGUGUUCACUGACGUGGAUGUAUUCAGGGAGAUAGUGGAUGCCUCUGUUAGAGGAGUCUCUGUCUAUGUCCUCCUGGAUCACUCUCAGUUCAAAAGUUUCCUCACCAUGGCGGAGAGUCAAGACAUUCAAAUAUGCAAGCUGACGAACAUGCGGGUCAGAACUGUAAAAGGACAAGACUAUCUCUGUCGCACAGGGGCAAAGUUUCACGGGAGCAUGGAACAGAGGUUUCUGUUGGUUGACUGCAGGACUGUGUUUUUUGGAUCCUACAGCUUGAUGUGGUCCUAUGAGAAGAUCAACCUGAGCAUGGUUCAGGUCAUAACUGGCCAUCUGGUGGCAUCGUACGACGAGGAGUUUCGAACUCUCUACGCCCGCUCCACUGUCCCUCCAGAGCUGGCACCUCUCGACAGCCUGGCGAAUGGGAAGAGCCUGGGGGGCAAAAUGGAGACCAGCGGGUCUCAGUCCUUUGAGAGGAAGCACCUGCGUCACACCCUCAACACCGCCUACAGGCAAGCCUGCGAGAGGAGAGGCUUUGGUAGCCACAUGGCAGGCAUCGAGGAACAACCGCCCAAUCAUGAGCCGUUCGGUCACGAGCGAAUGAUGCACCAACAGCCUCGGGAUUAUGCACCGACGAUGGACGCCAUGAGUUAUCUGAAAAGGCACAGCUACGCUGGAGAGAGACAGGAGGGCACCUACACUCCUUCCUACAUGAGGCAUGGAGCCAGCAACUGGAAUGUGGCCGCGAACAGCAGAGGUUACGGUGGGAACCACUGGAGACAUCACCUCCCUGGUGGCUACAACGACCCGCAUCACGCACCACCGAUGGACCAGGUCCACCGCGGCACCAACAUACGCCAGUCUUACCACGGUGGUGGAAAACAAUUCAUGAACAUGCAGCAGAACAUGCCCAGUUUAGAGCAGGUGUCCAAGUCAUUUAUGCGUGAUUGGAGGGUCGAGUCCUACCUAAAUAACAAUGACACCAUCGUGGAGAACCAUGAAUACCUGGACCAAUAUGAUGCACCUGAGAAUAGGCCUUCUCUGCAUCUGCACUCUCGUCUGAGGUCCUCAAUAGUUCUAAAGUCAGUUAUUCCUGAACAAAUGGAAAAUGGUUACACAGAUGCCUCUUCGAGUUCCAUUCGGUAUAGGGACCAGCAUGGCAUGGCACCCAGUAAAUACACACAGCCAACUCCCUCGUUUAAUCAGAAUGAACCGGUGGACUAUAGAGCAAUGCACAGCGAUUUUAACCUGAGAAGACGCAGUCUGCAAAUACUCGAUGAGCCGAAGCACCCUGGGACUGGUAACACUUUGGAGAGAGACUAUUUACGUUCUUGUGUCACUCUAGGUAGAGUGAAAGGGAGAUUGGCACGCCAGGACCUGGAUGCUCAGCAGGAAAAUGAAUUUAAAAGGCACAGUGUGGCUGAUCCAAAGUCCAACACAUAUGUUGGACACAGAGAAACGUCCGGCGCCAUGUUUAAUUCUCUGAUGAGGGUGCAUGAGGAGCGAUACGCUUCUCGAGACAAUGCCAGAAGCAGGGUUAGCAGGCUGAAUGACGAUCAAAGAUCGGUCUCAAAUGGCGAUUUCAACGGGUCUGCCCGGAGCCCAACUUCGUCCGAGUCUACGUGGACAGAGUCCCCUACCAGGACCUCGUCCGCCACCUUGCUGGCCCUGCGAGACAGAAAGCAAGAAAGAGCCAAACCCAGUGGCAUCAGCUCGCCGCAAUUCCUUAAGAAGAGCUCCAUGAAAAUCAAAUCGCUCCUUAACAUAGCAGAUAAGAAAGAGGGCUCGCCCAAGAGCAAGUUCAGACUGAUCCCCAAAUCGGCGGCGAGCAGCACCGACACCAUAGUCUCCGAGGACGGCCAGCAGGCCGGCGAUGAUGACACGGCCGGGUCACCAAGGUCCACAGGCGGGCCCGGCAACUGGAGGUCUCACGGCAAACUCCACGACAGAGACGUCCUGAACGCCGUGGGCAGAUCGUCGGCGCCCCGUUUCAGCACGGAGGGCAUCGACCAGAGCUCGGCCGACGAGAACAACGCGCAGAGGCCACCGAGCCAGCAGUCCAGCGCCCACAGCGUGAAGUCCAGUGCCACGAGCAGAGAGCCCCGCCGCUGGGACCAGUACGGCGAGAACAGGCGGCGCUUCGAGCCCCCCAACGCGCCGGAGAAGGGGUCAGCAGGCGACAGUCAGCGGAACGACAGAAGUGCAAGCAACCAAGCCAACGAUCGACACAGGGUUUUGACCGCAGCCAAAAAGGACCGUACUGACCGGAUAAACUACUCAGAUCACAGUAAUCACUUCAGCCAUGACAAUAAACUGGGACGCCUGUUCCAGCGUGUUGGCAAUUUAAUCCAUAAAAAGACAUAAACAGGCUGUGAUGGUGUGGGUGGGUGGUUGGGUACAUUGCUGAAUCCUGAUGUGCUAAACUUGAACAUUUGCUUUUCUUUGUCGGGUUGCCCAGCACUUCUUGACGAGAAUGCAAUUGUUGUUUUGUUGCCUUUCUUCCGAUAAGUAUUCCACAGAAGUAUUCUUUCAAUACAGACAGGAAUGCCUAAGUGCUAUUACCCUUACAAAGGAACCAUUCAAGUCUACUGAAUGACUCUAUACCUCAGGUCAUUAAUGACGUAAUGAUAUCAUGCAUUACCAUUCAAUGAUAUAUAAACAAUGCCAGAAUGUUAUUUAUAGGGCUUUUGAUUGGAUGCUGGUGUAUGGGUUAAUUGGAGGUUAAUUCCGCUCUAACAAGUGGCUGGUGCAAUUUAUGUUGACUGUAUCAACAUUAUAAAAGGUUAACCAAAGAAUAAAAAAGGAUAAAUAUGUAGAAUGUGCACUUUUCAAGAGGCUCUAAUAAAAACAGAAAAAAAUGAAGCAUAGCGGGGGAGAAAUUUCAUUUUUAUGUAUUGAGUGAAAUUACUUAUAAGUCUCUCACAUCUCAG
Sardina pilchardus (European sardine) is the source of this 3606-nucleotide messenger RNA. RefSeq names its product family with sequence similarity 83 member B (gene sack1b). Gene Ontology annotation, cellular component: cytoplasm; membrane. The transcript has 5 exons. NCBI's taxonomy places the organism in Eukaryota, Metazoa, Chordata, Actinopteri, Clupeiformes, Clupeidae. Bases 212 to 3040 code for a protein of 942 amino acids. Gene Ontology annotation, biological process: signal transduction. The record is from RefSeq and is a predicted model, not a curated record. Gene Ontology annotation, molecular function: protein kinase binding.